Prunus dulcis (almond) is the source of this 2543-nucleotide messenger RNA. Its product is annotated as B3 domain-containing transcription factor NGA1-like. The record is from RefSeq and is a predicted model, not a curated record. NCBI's taxonomy places the organism in Eukaryota, Viridiplantae, Streptophyta, Magnoliopsida, Rosales, Rosaceae. Gene Ontology annotation, molecular function: DNA-binding transcription factor activity; DNA binding. Bases 820 to 2118 code for a protein of 432 amino acids. The transcript has 2 exons.
UCAUCACAUGAGCUCUUCUCUGGUUCUGGGUCUUUUAGCUUGCAGUAUAGAAGAUACAACAUAUACACACACACACAUAUAUAUAUAUAUAAAGAGAGAGAGAGAGAGAAAGAGUUUGCACCCAAAAAAUUAUUGAACAAAAGGACAAGCUCACAUGACCCAAAACCUCAUCCUUUCAUGGGCCCCUACGUAUAAAAUUUCUUCUUCUUCUUUCUAUCUCUCUCUCUCUCUCUCUCCCUCUCUCCCAGUAGUCUUUCUUCUGAAGAAGAAAAAUGGUAGACGGAAUUUGAUGUUUGCUUUCCCUCUCUCUCUUGUAACUGCUAAAUACUUGUAAGGAAGCUUCAAGGAAGGUAAUUAGCUACUCAAUUAGUGUUUGGCCAAUACAUCCAUCUCUCUCGCUCUCUCUCUCUCUCUCUCUCUCUCUCUCUCUCUCUACAUGCUAUAGCUUUGCUAUCCUGGUCAACAUAAAUACCAAGAAGUAGAACCUGACCUUGUUAAGCCGUCCAUGGCUAAUCUUGUCACGUUUAGGGUUUGAGUUUUCUGUCCUGGUCAAGGAAGGCACCGACCCUUUUUUACAGUCUGCUGCUCAGACUGAGACCUCUCUCUCCUCCCUUUUGGGUCUUUACGGCCUCAGCUAGAGAUCUGAGAAGUACUUAAAAGAUAACAAUUUUCAGAAGGGUAUUUGCAGGCAGUAGGGUUUGGAUUGAGAUAAGAUCAUGAUCCACUGUGAAUUUAUCUGAGAGAGGCUGAUCAUCAAAUUGGAGAGGUUCAAGUCCAUCUCAUUCAAAUUAAUUUCAACUCAUCAUAUCAUCAACAAUCAUGGAGUUUGUGCAACGAGAUCAAAAAGGGUAUUCAGAUAAGGAAGAUCAAGAUCAAGAAGAUCAAGAGGAAGAGGAUAUAAUUUCCAGUAAGUUCUCUUCUUCAUCUCAUAAUUAUAACAACAGCAAUUAUGGGUCAUCACCAAAGUACAAAGCCACUUUUGUUCCUCCUCCUCUUCCUCAUCAUCAUCAUCAGUACCAGCAGCAAAAGCCAUGGGCUGUUCAUAAUCAUGGGUCUCCAGAAGCCAUCAACUUCAUGGACCUAUCACUAAACCAUGAGCAAGCAGCAGCUGAUGGAGCCAAUAAUAACAACAAUUGGCCUCCAAACUCUGAAAGAGAGCACAUGUUUGACAAAGUUGUCACGCCAAGUGAUGUGGGAAAACUCAACCGGCUAGUCAUACCCAAGCAACAUGCCGAGAGAUACUUCCCGCUUGACUCUACAGCCAACGACAAGGGCCUCCUCUUGAACUUCCAAGACCGGACCGGGAAGCCGUGGCGGUUUAGGUACUCCUACUGGAACAGCAGCCAGAGCUAUGUGAUGACCAAAGGGUGGAGCCGUUUUGUGAAGGAGAAGAAGCUGGAUGCCGGUGACAUUGUGUCGUUUGAGCGCGGGGUUGGGGACUCAGGUAAGGACAGCUUGUACAUUGACUGGAGGCGCCGCCCUCCCCCUCCUCCUCCUCCGCCACAUCAUCACCACCAUGGACAGUUUGGUAAUUGCAAUGACAGAUGUGGUGGAGGUGGAGGCAGGCUAUACUCCCUGCUUCAGCGGCCGCCUCCAUCCAUGAUGUCCAUGCCUCUUAGACACCAUGACUAUUUUCAUCCAAGCAACAAUGUUCAUCAUCCGUACCAUCAUCAUCACCACCAGAUCAUGAACCAUCAAUAUUUGCAGCAUCAGAUUCAUCAUCAAUUGCAAGUGGAGAGGGAUCAAGUGGUUCAUCAUCAUCAUCAGUAUCCGAUGGUGAUUGAUUCUGUGCCGUUUGUUCAACAUGGGAAGAUGAGUUCCAGUGGAGCUAGCGCUGGUGCCUCUACCGGUAAGCGGCUUAGGCUAUUCGGUGUGAACAUGGAGUGUUCUCCAAACAUUGAAGAAGAUCAAACAGAUGAACAUCAAUACCAGAUACUGCCUUCAACAGCAAUACCAUAUAAUCAUCUUCCUUCCUCUUCGCUUGCUGCUCCUCUUGAAUUAAGGCUGCCCAAUACUAUUGGUGCCAACCAAAUACCACUGCCCAAUACAGGUGCAGCAGAUCAGUACCUCUCAAAGAAAGGGAAAUCUACUUCCUUGUCGUUUUAUUUGGAUUCCUAGCUAGGCUAUCUAUAUCUAGCUUAGCUAGCAGAGUUGAUGAUUUGCUGCCAAGGAAAAUAUAUAUGAACAGAUUAUAAGUCAUGGUGGGUUCACUCUCUUCUCUUCAACUAAGGCUACCCAAAUGAUGCCCCUACUGCUCACAUGGUGUAGCUGCAGUCUGCAGAGGGCCUUUCAAAGAAAGGGAAAAUCUACUUUCCUUGUCGUUUUAUUUGGAAUAUAUAUAUAUAUAUAUAUCCGAAGCUAUAGGCUAGCAGAGUUCAUUUCCUGUGAAUUGGCACAAUAUAUUUUACAAACGAAGUGAACAAGCAUUUUCUUACAGCAUUGAUUGUACUAGUAGUCAAUUUGCAGUUCGAUCGAAUUGAUUGGAGUACCUGCAUUUCCUUUUGCCUUACAUCUAUAUUAUUAACUCCAACUUAGCUUGAUCA